Molecule: messenger RNA, 2064 nt
Organism: Neopelma chrysocephalum (saffron-crested tyrant-manakin)
Lineage: Eukaryota; Metazoa; Chordata; Aves; Passeriformes; Pipridae
Gene: PRR5
Product: proline rich 5
Exons: 10
Coding region: 255-1469 (404 amino acids)
Biological process (GO): TORC2 signaling
Cellular component (GO): TORC2 complex
Source: RefSeq, a predicted model, not a curated record
CGGCUGGGCAGGGCAGGGCCCCCCGGCGCCCCCCGCACCCUCCCGGGGCUGUAAGGAGGGCGCUCCGGCUCCUGCCCCCGGCGGCGCUGCCCGGGGUCGUGCGCGAGCUGCCUUUGUUUGCAAGGGGCUGAAUUUUUUCAACCAGUUUGUGUCGCCUGUCAAGAAUUUUCAUGUGACUCUUGGAAACCUGCUGCAAAGUCAUCCCUAUUUGCUAUUCAACCCCGUUUUCUUCUCCCUUUAGCAGGUUGAAGUUCAUGAGUUCGCCCAGCCUCAGUGAUCUGGGCAAGAGAGAGCAGGCAGCCUUGGAUGAGCGGGGGACCCAGCAGCGCCGGGCCUGCUCCAACGCUACCUGGAACAGCAUCCACAAUGGAGUGAUAGCGGUGUUCCAGCGCAAGGGUCUCCCGGACCAUGAACUCUACAACCUCAACGAAGGAGUCAGGCAAUUACUGAAAACAGAACUGGGAUCCUUUUUCACUGAAUACCUGCAGAAUCAGCUGCUCACAAAAGGCAUGGUGAUCCUAAGGGACAAGAUCCGGUUUUAUGAAGGGCAGAAACUACUGGAUACCUUAGCUGAAACCUGGGAUUUUUUCUUCAGUGAUGUCCUGCCCAUGCUCCAGGCUAUUUUCUAUCCUGUGCAGGGGAAGGAGCCCUCGGUCCGGCAGCUGGCCCUGCUGCACUUCAGGAACAUCAUCACCCUCAACAUAAAGCUGGAAGAUGCUUUAUCCCGUUCCAGAGCCAGAGUUCCACCCUCUAUCAUUCAGAUGCUGUUAAUACUCCAGGGGGUCCAUGAGUCGAAAGGUGUGACUGAAGAUUACUUGAAGCUGGAAUCCCUGAUCCAGAAGGUCGUGUCUCCUUACCUGGGCACGUACGGUCUGUACUCCAGCGACGGACCCUUCACGCACUCUUCCUGCAUCCUGGAGAAGAGGUUCUUCAGGCGCUCCAAGUCGGGCGACGUGCUGGCCAAGAACCCCGUGGUGAGGUCCAAGAGCUACAACAACCCUCUGCUGACGCCCGUGGCCGAGUACGAGACCGAGGGCAUGGCCUCCAACGGCACCGGCAUCCGCCGGCACUCCGUGUCCGAAAUGACCUCCUGCCUCGAGCUCCAGGGCUACUCCAACCUCACCACCAUCAUGGACAACGGCUCCAAGAGCUCCGUGACGACCACCAAGAGCUCCCUGUCCGGGGAGCAGGAGCGGCCCGGCGCCGGCUCGGGGCAGUGCUCCGGCAAGCUCGGCGCGGCCGAGCAGCAGAAAGGACUCUUCCGCCCCAUGGACGACCCACACAGGCCUUUCGAGCUGGACAGAGACCCUUCCUUGAUUCCAGUUCCCUCUUCCAGCCCCGAGAACAUAGUGGAUCAGAUUUUGGAGUCGAUCGACUCGGAUUCCGAAGGCAUUUUUAUCGAUUUCGGCCGGGGCUGCGCCAAUCCCUCGGCGUACAACGUGGACGUGAACAGGCAGGGCAUCAUGUGAAGGAGGCCGGGAGACAAACCUUGGGUUUUAGUAUUAUAUAUGGAAGUUACUAACACGAGGAGUCAGCUGUUUGUUCCAGGGCAGAACCUCUGCUGUAGGUCACCCACAGCUCUGCUGAAGUGAAGAAACACGAGUUUGCAGCAGGCAGGAAUCUGCUGUGAGAAGGGGAGAAACUCCGACCGCUUCUCCCUGUCACUCUGCAGUCGGAUUUCCCGUUGUCUUUAUGAACUUGGGGGGUUCAGGAGCUGGCAAGUGUCUGGUAAAAUGCUCUCAGAGCAGCUGGCAGUGUUUGUUCAGUAAAACAGCCCAGCAAAUAGCUGUGCUCACUUUUCAUUUUCUAAAGAGAUUUCCUGCAGACAACGGGUUGUUCUCUGAACUGUAACACCUCAGCCAGGGUGAAAACAUAUCCUUUAAAAAAAAAAAGCAAACCAACCAAACAAACCCCAGAGGCUGUGGGCCUUUAUUACCACAGAAUACAGUGAUAAAGAAGUCUCUUUUAAUCUUUCUCUUGUACAUCUUGUAUGCACUCCUUGGCCUGAUGGUGAGUGAGAGUUCUUGAAGAAAGGCGAAUAAACAGAAAUGUGCUUCCUGAUGU